Molecule: messenger RNA, 474 nt
Organism: Protopolystoma xenopodis
Lineage: Eukaryota; Metazoa; Platyhelminthes; Monogenea; Polystomatidea; Polystomatidae
Source: the annotation of a GenBank genome assembly
AUGAGGAUCUUUGGUCGACUGGACCCGGGGCCUCUUGUGGAGAAAACACCAGAAUAUCGUUUUAACAUGACGCAGUGCCGGUCACAUGUCCCUACUUUGAGUCCUCAAGUUCUGCUCCUCAUGUUGGCAAACACGCUGAACCGGCCAGGAAAUUCGCUACUUUGCGUUACAACCGCCACAGCUGUUCGUGUACCAGGCACACAGACAAAUGGUCCUGUGGAGACAAGCGUAAAGCGGCGUCUCAGACCUUCUACAAUUCAUUCGAGGCCGCGUGGCGCGCUAGGCUUGAAAAGGCGCGAAGUGACAGGCCAGAAGGCUUGUCGGGCCACGGGUUCAGGCAGUGUUGCCUCCCGCCUCCGACACAAGAAUCCCGAGCAAAAGGGAAGGCGAGUGGGAGACCGAGAGGUAUACAUACCAAAGCGGAGUGUGUGUGUGUGUGUGUGGAAUCUUCUCGGACAAAGCGAUAUGAAAUGA